AUGUUCGACGUGAACGCUCCGGAGACCAUGUUGGCGAUGAAGAAAUGGUGGGCAGACUUUUGUGAUCGCGCACCGGUGGCAAACGAUGCCGACAUGAAUGAUUACUGCUGUGUCGUGGUCGGGAACAAGAUUGACAUGGUAGGGAAGGGUGGUGGGGACAAUGUUGUAUCAGAGUCGGAGGCGUUGGAGUUUCUGGAUGAGUUAGUUCCGCCUUCUGAUAUCAGCAUCCUACCUCCGAGUAUUUCCAGCAGGUCGCCGCAAUUCCCGACUCCAAGUUCAAGCUUCUCUUCCACCAACAUCAGCACGCGUACUCCGUCUAUCGCAAUUGCUCCCCAACCUCGCACCCAUCAUCAUACACGUGAAUCCUCGCACUCCCCAAAACAUCAACUGUCAAAGUCAAGGUCUCGCUCCUCCUCGCGAUUCUACUCUGGGACCAUGACUACAACACAUACCACUCUCACAAUAUACCAUACCCCAUCAUCAUCAUAUUAUCAGUCUGCGCGGUCCUCCCCAGAACCUUGGUCUAGUUCGGUUUCCAAUUCUAGUCUCAGUGAAGUCGAGACUAUAAGUCCCUCAGGGAGCGUGCGGCGGCGCAGCACAACUAUUCUCUCGUCUAAUAGCACGAGCUCUGGAAGCGCGCCGACCAUUACCCCCAGCCUUUACGCACGCGAGAGUGCUGCAGCCGCGGGGGUAUCUACACCUUCUGUCUCUCCUCUCAUUCCGUCCUCAACACCCAUACCCCCUGAGCGCGGACCCAAGCUUUUUUUCACCUCUGCCAAGACCGGCGAAGGCGUGGCGGACGUCUUUGAGUAUAUCGCACAGCGCGUGGUGCGUCGUUGGGAAUAUGAAGAAUGGGUCGAAGCGCGAACAAUGCAUUUUCGUGAAGCAAGUUCUGCUAAUGAAACGGUUCGCUUAGGAUCAGAAAACAGAACGAAAAAGGUAUCAUACUUGUAA
Messenger RNA from Psilocybe cubensis, 954 nucleotides. RefSeq lists its product as uncharacterized. The coding region runs from base 1 to 954 and encodes 317 amino acids. Lineage: Eukaryota; Fungi; Basidiomycota; Agaricomycetes; Agaricales; Agrocybaceae. The transcript has 2 exons. The record is from RefSeq and is a predicted model, not a curated record.